GCAGGGGUGGAGCCUGAGCGAGGAGCCUGCGAACAGCCUUCUCUCCCCGGAUUACUAGUGGCAGGAGAACAUGGAGUCGAGCAAGAUGGCGCCUCCCAAGAACGCUCCGAGAGAUGCCUUGGUGAUGGCGCAGAUUCUAAAGGAUAUGGGAAUUACUGAGUACGAACCAAGGGUUAUAAAUCAGAUGUUGGAAUUUGCUUUCCGAUAUGUGACUACAAUUCUGGAUGAUGCAAAAAUUUAUUCAAGCCAUGCUAAAAAACCCAAUGUAGAUGCAGAUGAUGUGAGACUGGCGAUCCAGUGCCGCGCUGACCAGUCCUUUACCUCUCCUCCCCCAAGAGAUUUUUUACUGGAUAUUGCAAGGCAGAAAAACCAAACCCCUUUACCUCUGAUUAAGCCAUAUGCAGGACCCAGACUGCCUCCUGACAGAUACUGCUUAACAGCUCCAAACUAUAGGCUGAAGUCCUUAAUUAAAAAGGGACCUAAUCAAGGAAGACUAGUUCCACGGUUAAGUGUUGGUGCUGUUAGUAGCAGACCCACCACUCCUACUAUAGCAACCCCACAAACAGUGUCUGUGCCAAAUAAAGUUGCACCUCCAGUGUCAGUGACAAGCCAAAGAUUUACGGUGCAGAUUCCACCUUCUCAGUCCACACCUGUCAAACCAGUUCCCGCAACAACUGCAGUUCAAAAUGUUCUGAUUAAUCCUUCAAUGAUUGGGCCCAAAAAUAUUCUUAUUACCACCAACAUGGUUUCAUCACAGAGCACGGCCAAUGAAUCAAACCCAUUGAAGAGAAAACACGAAGAUGAUGAUGACAAUGAUACUAUGUAAGGAAUAUAGUCGUCUAGAUGCAUUUCAAAUGUGUAGUGGUUUUUGAGUCUGGUAUACUGAACUAGAAUAUUCUAGAUCUUCUCAAGUUUUAUCUUAGAGAACUUAAAUGUAGCUGCAAUAUUUUUCACAUUAGUUUAAACUGUUAGAUUUCAUAAGUAAGGGCGCCACUGUUUUUCCAUUAGGCUUCAAAGUAUAAAAAUUUAAGCACUUGUUUCUUAAUAGUUUCACUAAUGUUGAGUCCUAAGGUGGCAAUUCUAUUUUUGGAAGCAGUUUUCUGCCAUGUAUCACUGACACUGGCACUGAAGUUUCAGUUUCUACAGCCUGAUCAGUGGACUAAUCUUUAAGAGUAGUUUCUAAUCUGCAUUUAAAUACUUUCUUUUGUAAGGUAACAGUCACUUUUGUUACCAACUUUUUGACCAAAUUUCUCAAUUUAGGAAACAUUUUUGGAGAGGAUGGAUUUAGAGUGAUUCUAAAUCCAUUUUGAAUGUAUUUAACUGGUUUCUUGGUGUUCCCUAACCUCCUACCUCCUCAACCCCGUUUCUAGAUCCCAUUUGUUUUCUGUACCAUCUCCUCCCCAUAGGCUUAAGUUUCUUCCCCUUGCUCUUAAAAGGCCAAAACUGGAAUUUUAAAAAUGUCAUUCCUGAAAAUACAGAUUAGUGUCAUUUUCAUAUUUUUUAAACUUGCUUUACAUGUCUGAUGUUCUAUGGUUCACUUUAACCUGAAGGUUUGCAUUUGCUUUUUCCCUCCAUACCAGAGCAGUUGAGUUUUAUCCCUUGCCUUUUAUGCCCAGCGAGUUUUACUCUGCCUUUGACAAGUAGUUUUGGGUCCGUUAACAUUCAGUUUCAGUCUUAUAUUCCAAGUUGAUAACGCUACCUGAUUUCACAUUUCUAAAUUUAACAUAGAUGAUGCUAUAGCUUAAAAUCUGACUUGAUAAGUGAUAAGUAUAUUUACACUGGACCUAGGCAAAACCACUGAAGAGCAAGUGUUUUCUUCCUUUUUACCACACACAUAUAUGCUUCGAUCACUACUGCUUGAACCCUCCUCCUAUUGGUAGAAUUCAGAUCAUUUUUCUGGCUAGUUGAUGAGGAUGUCACACUGAAGAUACGAUCAAACCUGAAUGUUUUCUAAUGAUUUUCCUUCCUCUAGAAAGCCAACAGCAAAAACAAAUUAGUGUGAUAUGACUUGCACUUAAGUGCACUCUGCAUAGGUUUACCACUAAUGUUGUAAUGUUACUAAACACUUUCCCCUUUUUUCCAUUUAUACACAUCUAAACAUCUUACUGCGAAAGAUUGCAAAGCUUUCAAAAAUAUAAACAGGCUUGUGCAGUUUUUGUUUAAGUUUAACAUAUUCAACAUAGGAAUACUUGCAAAAUUUUCUAAAAUGUAUUUUCAUACAUAAUUUAGAACUUGUAGCCAAGGAUCCUCAAAACUUAAAAUACAGGUUUCAUCUUAGGAUGGUGCUUGAUGCAUCCAACAGAAAUAGUCCAGUAAUGGAAGAAAUGUCUCAUCACAGUUUGUUUUUGGAUGUUAGGAAAAGGUGGUAUCAAACUUAUAAAAACAGAUCUGAUGAAUGUCAUAGGAGAAAUGUUCAUUAUAUAUAGCAUAGGAUAUCAUUACUUGAAUGUUCUCAGGGAGGCAGCAUGUCUAAGGCCUAGGUUCUAGUCCUGGCUCUAUCAUUUACCAACUGUGUGACCUUACUUCACCUCUGAGCCUUGUUCUCCUCACUAGUAAUAGGAAAAUAACACCGACCCUGCCUACCUCACAGGGAUGUUGUGAGGGUUUAAUUGGUAUAUGUGAAAGUUCUUUCAAAAUUGUAAAAUGCUAUAUAACUAAGAAAUUGUUAAUGUAUUUGUUCUGAGAUUAUUAAUAAAAUUAAACUUAUAGUUUAUCUUUUGUUUUUUACUUGAGGGAUUCAAGGAAGAUAAACAAGGCCCAGUAAUUCUGAGGUCCAAAAAGCAAUUAAGAUUUGUUUAAUGGAUGAAUUACUUAUAAAUCAGGGAAUUGCUUACUUUUGUUUAGAAUCAGCCUGUGACUCAUCAUAGUGAAACAAAAUAAAAAUGAAAGAAUAUGGA
This is a messenger RNA of Hipposideros armiger (great roundleaf bat), 2897 nucleotides long. It is a transcript of the gene TAF9B, whose product is annotated as TATA-box binding protein associated factor 9b. Bases 71 to 826 code for a protein of 251 amino acids. Lineage: Eukaryota; Metazoa; Chordata; Mammalia; Chiroptera; Hipposideridae. Gene Ontology annotation, molecular function: protein heterodimerization activity; RNA polymerase II general transcription initiation factor activity. The record is from RefSeq and is a predicted model, not a curated record. Gene Ontology annotation, cellular component: transcription factor TFIID complex. Gene Ontology annotation, biological process: DNA-templated transcription initiation. The transcript has 7 exons.